AGUUUAUAAAACAUGUUUUAUUGAACAAAAGUGAAAUUUCUUAUACUCUUUAGUGUGAGAUUCCACGAUUAUUGGAGGCUUAUUCUGUUACAACAGAAGUGCCCUUAUUUUUGCUAUAUACUAGGGGAUUCCUAUGAAAACGGUGAUGGAAGACAUAUUUUCUGUAGAAUUACAUCCAUGUGAAACGAUAGAAGACUACCAAAAUGAUAAGGAUGGCUACAAGCCUCUUUUCACACAUCAUUUCUUUAAUCCAGAAUACAGGAAUGAUUCAAUCAAGUGGGUCAAGUACGACAUCUACUACCUCGUGGAUACGUUCGAGAUUUUCAUAAAGGUUAAGGGUCAAUUGGUUAAUUCAUGUAACAGAGAAAAUAUCCAAGAAGCUCUAUCAACCGUAUACAAGUCUGUUUUUAAAAACAUUCCCGAGUACACACUGAUUAAAGAUGAACAGACAUUCAUUGAUAUUCUAUUACAUAAAUCCUCCGGAACCUACAAAUUCAUUCCACCUGGAAGAAUGGUAAUGGAAAAUAGCAUUGAUGAUUAUUCUACAUUUCAAUUACGAUACUGUACAUUCAAAGAUGAGAUAACAGAGAAGGAUGUAGGAGAGGUAGAUGAACAAGACCCUGGUUCUAUUUAUAUGAAAAGUACACUAUCUAAACAAAUUUACUUUUACGAUAACUCUAAAUCUGACAAAAUCGACUUAUCAAGGGAAACAAUUGAGGAUUUGUCUAAGGAUGGAAGUUUUAAUAACUCUGUAAUUAAUGAAAUUCUAGAAAGUAAACUAGCUCUUCGUUCACAAAAUUCUCCAAAGGUCAAAUUGUCCGUACAAGAGUGUGUGACCGAUUAUUCUAUACCCAGUAACUUCAAGGUGUUGCAUAGACGAAUAGAAUGGUUCUAUCAUUGGUUUAUUGAUGGAGUUUCGGACAUUACAUAUGAUCAUAGAUGGGUAGUUUUAAUUCCUCUGGUGCUAAAAAGAAAUCGGAAAAUGCAUAAACCAUCAGAGACUAACUCAUUACAGAGUGCAUUGACUUCAAAUGAAGAUUUUGAAAGGAGAAGGAUAGAACAGGAGUAUGAUAUUCAAACACAUAUAACCAAGCAAGAUCUUGGGGCCAUAUCUAUGUUCAACUCAGAAAGUUCUGGAGAUGACAAAGACGCAUACACGAUCUCCAUAGUAGGAAUGGUGACUACAUAUUCAUAUUUUACGAUUAGUGGGAAUCGACUGAGAAUAUCCCAAUUCAUGAUAAUGCCAAAUUACAGUGGUAAAGGGUUUGGUCUAAUGGUUCUGGAAAUGAUUUAUAGAAUGGCAAUUCUAGACAAAAACGUGAGAGAAGUAUCAGUAGAAGAUCCGACAAGCACAUUCUCCAUCUUAAGAUACAUUGUAAUCAUGAAAAUGUGCUUUGAUUCGGCACACAUAUCACCAAAUAUGUUGUACAGCGAUAUAGAAGAACCAGCAUAUGCCUCUGUGAAAGAAUGGGUCGUAAAAGUGUGUAAAGAAAGUAAAUACAAUGCAUCCAGGAUAGUAGAGAUUCUUCAAUUAACAGUCAUUCUUCACCCCAUUUCGCGUCUUCCUUACACACUUACCAAGACAGCACCAGGUACGGCUUCGGAUCACUAUUUAAAGUUGUCAAAUGGAUCCGAAGCUUAUGUAAACUAUGUAGCCAACCUAAUGAAAAGGAUUCGGUCCGAAGAAAUCAGAAGGCUUGGUAAAGUGGAUCAUUUCAAUCUAGGAACUUCUUCUAUAAAUGCAGUUAAUCAUGUAGGCUAA
Messenger RNA from Theileria equi strain WA, 1762 nucleotides. RefSeq lists its product as hypothetical. The transcript is spliced from 4 exons. The record is from RefSeq and is a predicted model, not a curated record. NCBI's taxonomy places the organism in Eukaryota, Apicomplexa, Aconoidasida, Piroplasmida, Theileriidae. The coding region runs from base 134 to 1762 and encodes 542 amino acids. Gene Ontology annotation, cellular component: nucleus. Gene Ontology annotation, biological process: subtelomeric heterochromatin formation. Gene Ontology annotation, molecular function: histone H4 acetyltransferase activity.